AUGAAGAAUAUUUGGUGUAAAUUCUCAGUGCCCAAACACAGGUUUAUUCUUUGGCAGGCUUAUCACCAGAAGCUGCUUACCAGAGAUCUAUUGCAUCACUGCAAUAUUCCUGUUAUCUCUCAAAGUUGCCCGAUUUGUGAGACUGAAUUGGAGAGCCAUGCUCACCUAUUUUUUGACUGUUUGUUUUCUAGGAAAGUGCUUCAGGCAAUUGCUAAUUGGUUGAGAUCUCUUAUGUGGCCUAGGAGUUUCCAGAAUUGGCGUUGCUGGCUGGAAGAGUCUAGUAAAGAUGACCUGUCUAGGGUUGUUGCAGCUUCAUUGGCUGCUUCAGUUUACUUUAUUUGGCAAAAUAGAAACAAGUGCUGGUUGGAAAGCUGCUGUUUUUCUGUGGCCCAUGUUGAUGCUCUUAUUAGGAAUUCAGUUAAGGCUAGAGUUAAUAAUCUUAGCCGUAGGAGUAAAAAUUUGACUUUGGGGGAGAAAUUGAUGAUACAUUUUUUCUCUAGACUGUAA
Humulus lupulus (European hop) is the source of this 507-nucleotide messenger RNA. RefSeq lists its product as uncharacterized. NCBI's taxonomy places the organism in Eukaryota, Viridiplantae, Streptophyta, Magnoliopsida, Rosales, Cannabaceae. The coding region runs from base 1 to 507 and encodes 168 amino acids. The transcript has a single exon. The record is from RefSeq and is a predicted model, not a curated record.